Molecule: messenger RNA, 690 nt
Organism: Mesorhabditis belari
Lineage: Eukaryota; Metazoa; Nematoda; Chromadorea; Rhabditida; Rhabditidae
Source: the annotation of a GenBank genome assembly
AUGAGGCUUGUUACUCUAACAGCCAUAUUUUUCACGAUUGGAAAUGCUAUUAUUUCCGAGGAUGAGGUUGGAAUCACGGUGAGAGUGGAUCCGGGGAAAGUCGAAUGUUUUUGGCACACGAUCACGAAUCCGAAAGCAGGAUCGAUGGAAGUCAACUGGAUUGUUCUAAAAGGUGGUAGUGGAUUGGAUAUUUCGUUUACACUGAGAAGCCCGUCUCAACAAUUGCUGGCUGAUGAAACAGCAAAAAUGCAUGGAAGGCAUACAGUCGAUCUAUCAAAAAGCCCGAUUGGUGAUUACGUGAUGUGUUUUGACAACAAGAUCAGCACAACUGCAAACAAAAUUGUGGCACUACACGUCUAUGUGAUGGACAAAGAUGGAAAUUUUAUGAGUGAUCUCAACGAAUUGGAACAAGUUUCGGCUGCACAUUUGGAAGCUCGACUAGAUUUCUUUGAGAUGGCUACAGGGAAAAUCAAAACUCAUUUGAGUCAAAUUGAGAGUAUCCAACAGGCAUUGCAACACAUCGAAUACAUUGAUAGGACGUUGGCGGAGACGAAUUUCGAGAACAUCAACUUCUGGGGAACGGUGAACACAUUGGUGAUGUUGACUGCAUGUUUCGUACAGGUUUUCUUGAUCCGAAGUAUCCUUUCUGAUGACUCGAAAGUUGGUCGAUUGCUGAGAAAAGGAAAGAUG